AUGUCUCAGCAGGCGCCAGGGUUAGCAGAUCUAGAGAAAGAGCUGGGCUGCUCGAUCUGCACGGAGCUCCUCUACCAGCCCCUCACCCUCCUCGACUGUUUACACACCUACUGUGGCUCUUGUGUGAAAGAAUGGUUUACCGCACAAGGGUCGCGCCGACAAGCCGGCUCCUCCCCCAGAUUCACUUGCCCUUCAUGCCGUGCUGAUGUGCGCGGUACCCGCCCAAAUGCCACCGUGACAACACUUUUGGAUAUGGUCUUGAUGGCCCAGCCAGAUCGUGGCAGAUCGGAAGACGAGAAGAGGGAGAUUGCGGAACGGUACAAGCCGGGGGACUCUGUCUUCCCACCACCGCAAACAGAAGCGGAAAGCUCAGAAGAUGAGGAAGAUCAGCGACUUCUGGAGGAGGUUCGCGAUAUGAGUCUUCGUGAGAAUCGGACACACGCACGUCGGGAAGAGCGCCGCGAAGAACGGCGCAGGACACAACCAGAAAGCCACCGAGGGAGGAACGACAACUCCGAGAAUAGGCAUACGGAUGAUGGGAGGUCUCGGCGGAGGCGAGAGGAAGAGGCGGAACGGCAGCGACGCAUAGCUCGAGCUCAGGAUGACUCUGAGCAUACCAGACGAGUUGAGCAUCAGUCGAGUUUGCGAUCAUUGCUAAGCUUAUCAUCUGAGACGGAGACGAUGCAAGAGGAGAUUCUGCGGCAAAUUGUUGAGGAAGGACUGCUUAAUGGUAUUGACACUGAGAAUCUUGGCCCUGCACAAGAGGAGGAGAUUAGUGAGCGGAUUGCAGCUGUCCUUCGUCAGAGGCAAAUGCAACAACCGAAUUCUCGUCCAGCGCAAAGGCACAGACAGUCACCCGAAAGCAACCACCGUUCGCAUGGGCGGUCGAAUUCAGCCCACAGACCAGCCGAAACAACCACCACAUCUCGAGACCAUGGUGAUAGACGACCGCCUAUAUCCAGACCACAUCUACUUGGCUCAACUGCACCCCACCCGCCUCCAAGUCAUCACCGACGGAACUCGGAACAGGCCGGUGGCACUCGGAGAACGUCACCCGUUAGAGUGAACCAAGCAUCAAAUUCGGACGACACUUUGCGACCUGCAGUUCGGUCUUCGAGCGAUAUGACAAGUGAGCGCCCUCGUAGCUCUCAUAACGGAAGACCAAGAGUAGAAUCAUCUUCGCAGCGGCCACGUCGAGCAACGGAAACAGAACAACCUAUCAAUGAUGUAUGGACAGGUGGAGGGAGAGAACGGGCUUCCGCACGACAUACCAACAGUCAAUCCGCCACGGCCUCUCCUACCUCUGUAGUGCCGUCGAACUCAUCUCAUACUUCAAUUCCACUCGUUCCUAAUAGGUCUGAUCGACGAUCUAGGCCAGCGUCUUCGCGAUCAAAUCCUCCUCCGCCUUCAAAUCUGCAGUUCACUGAGCCUUCCUUCUCAUGUGAUCGCUGUGGGAAAGCAAAUAUCCAAUAUGACUUACACAAGAGAUGCCUCAAGUGCAAGGACGGAAACUAUCAUCUUUGCUUACCAUGCUACCGCUCCGGUCGGGGCUGUCUUCAAUGGUAUGGUUUCGGUUCAAGUGCGCGGUCGACAUUUGAACAAAUGCUGGCCUCAUCAAACGGCCAGCCAAUGCCCAUACGCGAAGGUGGUCACAUACUCCACUCUUUCAAGUUACAGCGACCUUCGGAUACUGCUCAGAUCACCACAAAUGGGGAGAUGCAAAUGACAAAUGAUAACCCGGCCCGCCGCCUGGAAGCCGGGCUAUUUUGCGACAUUUGUAUGUCUUGCACGAAUGAGUGCUAUUGGAAGUGCAGCCAAUGUAACGAGGGAGAUUGGGGAUUUUGCAACCGUUGCGUCAAUCAAGGGCGAUGCUGUACUCAUCUCCUGCUGCCGAUUCGUCGUCUAGCUGGCACCCCAGCCUCGUCUUCUCCAUCCACCCCGACGGUUGCAGCGAACGGUCCGCCCUCUGUCCAUGCUCUAGAGGCCUACAAAAUUCUCUCAUUCUCCACUAACUGUGACAUCUGCACCUAUCCAAUUCCAGCAUCGGUUACGAGAUACCAUUGUCUACAAUGCAAUUCUGGUGACUAUGACGUCUGCACCAAUUGCUAUCUCAAGCUCGUGGCCACCUCAAAGAUCAGCAAGGAGAAUGGCCACGGUGGCUGGCGCCGGUGCGUGGCAGGUCACCGAAUGAUCGUCGUCGGUUUUGAAGACCAUCCAGAUGGCCAGAAACGGUGCAUCACGAGACAUCUAGUUGGUGGCCAUGCUCUUCAGGAUGAGCAUGUCAAUCGAUCACCUUCUUCAUCACCUGCCGCCACUGCCCCCAUCGCAUCUCCUGAGUUGGGUGUUGGUGACUGGAGCUGGAAAGAGGGUCACGAUCGUCGCAAAAAGGCUUCUCGCACGCGGGCCUCCCUUGCUUCUUCCAUCAGUAAGACGCAUACGUCAGACGGGGAUCCUGCAUCUCAACACACAGGCACCCCCACACCUCAGUAUGCCCCUGCUCUUCGUCGCUUCCCACCCGAUGGAGGUGUUGGCCUCAUAGUCCACGCACUGUGGUCAUAUUACCCCGAGGAAAAGGAUGAGCUCAUGUUUCCGCGUGGCGCUGAUAUCACUGAAGUUGAGAACGUUAAUGAUGACUGGUUCUGGGGAUGCUAUGCCGGCCGUACCGGACUCUUCCCUGGCUCUCGCGUUGCUCUUAUGGGAGAGAUUCGCUAA
Molecule: messenger RNA, 2712 nt
Organism: Penicillium longicatenatum
Lineage: Eukaryota; Fungi; Ascomycota; Eurotiomycetes; Eurotiales; Aspergillaceae
Product: SH3 domain protein
Exons: 2
Coding region: 1-2712 (903 amino acids)
Biological process (GO): mitotic cell cycle checkpoint signaling; protein ubiquitination; ubiquitin-dependent protein catabolic process
Cellular component (GO): nucleus
Molecular function (GO): ubiquitin-protein transferase activity; zinc ion binding; protein binding
Source: RefSeq, a predicted model, not a curated record